UUUUGUUGGUGAAUUUGGGUGUGAAACAGGUCCAUUCUUUUUAAUGGUCUAAAAUAUGUAAUUAGUCUGAGUACAAAGACCAUAGACCUAUAUUAUAAAAUAUAAAUCAGAAUCUGUGGUCAAAUUCUUUUGUGGGACAUACUGUGUCUGUGGUAAAUAAAAUUCUUUUCGAUUUGUCAGCGCCAUUUUGUACAUAUUUCUGUACAAUUUUUUGGUAAAAACCAAGAAUAUACCAUGGGUCACGCAAAUAUUUGGUACUCACACCCCCGUAGAUACGGCCAAGGAUCACGUUCAUGCCGAGCCUGCUCCAACCGUCACGGUCUUAUUCGCAAAUAUGGUUUAAACAUCUGCAGACAAUGCUUCAGAGAGUAUGCUCAUGACAUUGGAUUCAAAAAGCUGGACUAAUGUUGGAGUGUAUUAGGUUAAUAAAAAUUUAAAACCAUAA
Molecule: messenger RNA, 445 nt
Organism: Bicyclus anynana (squinting bush brown)
Lineage: Eukaryota; Metazoa; Arthropoda; Insecta; Lepidoptera; Nymphalidae
Gene: RpS29
Product: 40S ribosomal protein S29
Exons: 3
Coding region: 235-405 (56 amino acids)
Biological process (GO): translation
Cellular component (GO): ribosome; cytosolic small ribosomal subunit
Molecular function (GO): structural constituent of ribosome; zinc ion binding
Source: RefSeq, a predicted model, not a curated record